Apodemus sylvaticus (European woodmouse) is the source of this 4772-nucleotide messenger RNA. RefSeq names its product chromosome 2 C2orf68 homolog (gene C2H2orf68). The transcript is spliced from 4 exons. Lineage: Eukaryota; Metazoa; Chordata; Mammalia; Rodentia; Muridae. Bases 96 to 596 code for a protein of 166 amino acids. The record is from RefSeq and is a predicted model, not a curated record.
AGUCGAGGUCCGCAGCCGGAAGUCGUGACCGCAGCCGGCGGCCUUAGUUCCGCGGCCGUUGUGGCGGUUACGCCGGUUCUGUACCCAGGAUCCGAAUGGAGGCGGCACGGGAUCCCGGCCCGGGGUUGUGCUGCAAGCCCGGCGGGCGUCUGGACAUGAGCCACGGCUUCGUACACCACAUCCGUCGGAACCAGAUCGCUCGGGACGACUACGACAAGAAGGUGAAGCAGGCGGCCAAGGAGAAGGCGAGGAGGCGCCACACGCCCGCGCCCACGCGGCCCCGCAAGCCAGACCUACAGGUGUACCUGCCACGCCACCGAGAUGGCUCCACCCACCCAGUGAACCCAGACUGUGAGGAGUCCAGUGAAAGCAGCAGUAAUGGGAGCGCUGAGCUCGAGCCUCCUGGCCGCCAGCUCUUCUGUUUAGAAUAUGAGGCGGACAGUGGAGAGGUCACAUCAGUUAUUGUGUAUCAGGAUGAUGAUCCCGGAAGGGUGUGUGAGGAAGUAUCAGCACACACACCUCUGGAUCCAGCCAUGCGAGAGGCCCUCAGAUUGCGCAUCCAGGAGGAACUUGCAAAGCGCCAGAGCCAACACUGACUGGGUGGAAGGCAGGAUUCACUGCACUUGGCAGAAUGUUUCCCAAGGAGAGCACCUAAAGUUUGGGGGUGCCAGGAUGAGUGCAUAUGCUCUUCAGGGAUCCUGCCCUCCUACAGGAAGCUGCUGCUCCUACAAGGGUCUUGCAGGACCACAUCUGACCUACCUCUCAGCAGCUGUUCUUUCUUGUCCACGCAUCUAACCUAACAUUCUGGAAUUUUAUGACAGCUUUGGCUAACUUGGUGUUUUGGGAGCAGAGACUUCAGGGAGAGCCAGGGUUUCUGAAGCCUUUGCCCAUGUGCUGAUGUCUUGAUGAGGUGUUUGUCAAACCCCUUCCUGUUUCUUUCUUUCACUCAUCUUUCCCUAGGCCUGUUUUCAGUUGUCACCAUCCCUUUCUCCUACCUUUUUGCCUGAGGUAGAAUCUAUUCCCCCCCCCCCCCCUCCAACAUGACUGUUUCUCUGCCACUCAGGAAUUUAGGAUGGGGCUUCUGGAAGCCUGCCUUCCUAACAAGUUCUCCAAGUAAUUCCAAUGCCAAUAAACAGGAGAGCUUUGGUUUUGAGGCCUAUUUGGAAACACAUCUCCUUCCCCUUCUGUGGCUUUCCUAAGCUACUCAUAUGCCUCACUGCUUUGCACUGUCUACUAGGAGAUGAUACAAGAUAGAGGAGACCCAGGAAGAAAAUGCUGAGCUAAGCUGCAGUUCUUAGUUGAAAAAACUGCCCUGCUAAGCAUGAUGGCACAUGCCUUUAAUCCCAGGACUCAGGACUCAGGAGGUAGAGACUGGUAGAUCUCUGUGAGUUCAAGGCCACCCUGAUCAUAUCGAUCGACACAUCUAGUUCCAGGACAAACAGUGGUGUAGAGAGCCUAUCUCAAAACAAACAAAAAAAGGUUAAAAAAAGAAAAACCUGCCUUGGCUAGGCUUACCAAAUUCACCACCUAACUGUAAAGCGACUGCCUUCUGCUCAGACUAAACGGGAAUUUUCAAAGCAGUCUGAAAAGUAACUCUCCAGUUGUGGUUUAGCAGUCUUGAAUGAGUGAAGAUGGGAUCGUUGACGAUAGCUGUAAUUGUCCUGGGGUGAGAGGACUGUAGUUGCAAAAAUUAGAUAGAGUUGUGAAGAACAUCAAUAGAGGAGUGAAAUGGCCCUUUCUCUGCCCCCUGCUUUCUUUGAUGCCUCCCAAGUCUGUCUGAGGAUGGGGAUCCUCACACACUUUAACCCCAGCACGAAAGAGCCAAAGUGUGAGGGCUGCUGCAAGUUAAAGACCAACCUAAGCUGUCUCAAGGAAAAGCUAAAUAACUGUAACUUAGGUCCUUUGGGUAAAGAUCCCCAGACAUAGCAUUUUUCCAACAGGGGACAUGUUUUUCAACACAAGCUUAGGCUAAGGUCUGAAGUCCACAAGACAUCCUGGUCACAGGAAUUCAGGUGCACCUAAGAUUUCCUGACUAGGAACCUAACUUCAGCAACUUGAAACGUGAGUCAUAAGACAGCCUAGAAGCCCCGAGACUGCCCGCAACCAAACCUCCUACCCCAGGGCUUUGUCUGCUAGCAUCUCCAGAUCAUUCUGACUGUACGAGUUUGGUAGCUUUUCAAGGACUCUUGGGUCCCUACUGUGUUUUAUCCCACUCUGCUGAAAACAUGUAAUAGAGCCGGCUAUCUGCUUUAUGUCAUAAAACAGUGAGUCACAGUUUGCCAUGCCAGAGCUCGGGGGCAUUGAGUUAGGUGGUAAGUUAGAAGGGCCUGGUUCUGGAGGUAGCCAGAGACCUGAAUGCUCUCACCCGGGAGAACUGGUCUCGGGGUUCUCAGUGCCUUAAGUUUGUCAGUCCUAAUCCCAGUAUGCUGUCAAAGGGAAAAGCCUUCACCUGCACUUGUGCACGAGAGCUGCAAGUGCGGGGGACUUAGACAGUUAGAGCCCAUCCAGAGCCUCGAGCAGAGGAGGCCUGCCAGACUCCAUGCUCUUCACCCUGCAGGCCACUUGAGUCUCCAGCUAAUUAGCCCAUAUUCUGACUUGAAACACAGGGUUCACCGGAACUCUAGCUGGACAAAGAACACUGGAACUUGUUUGGGGUCUGCGUUCUUAAAGCUGUGCUUCCUAGAUCCUGAUUCUGUUAGUGAAGCUAAAAACACCUGAAGAAUCCGAGGGAGACCUGACAGCUACAAAUUUGCCAUUAUUCCCACUUCUUGAUGAAGGAAGAAAUAGAUGAGCAUCGAUGAUGCAGAACAGAUGUUCUGCAGAGGCCUUUUAGGUGUUCAUGUGGUGCUCACAGACCUCACAGGAGACUGAUGGAAACUUCUCUAAGUUCUUUUUCCAGAAGCACUUUACUUAUCAGUGUGUAUGAAAGAUUUUCUAGCUAAGAAAGCAUUCUUGAUUCUUGGCUAAUUUGUCCUGUAUGACGACUUAAAGCCCCAAACCUGUGCCUAAAUGAAGAGUGGUCUUUUUUUUUCUUUUCUUUUCUUUCUUUUUUUUUUUUUUUUUUGUAUUUGGUUUUUUCCAGACAGGGUUUCUCUGUGUAGCCCUGGCUGUCCUGGAACUCACUCGAUAGACCAGGCUGGCCUUGAACUCAGAAAUCCGCCUGCCUCUGCCUCCCAAAGUGCUGGGAUUACAGGCGUGCACCACUACUGCCGGUCAAGAGUGGUCAUUCUGAGGCAGCCUAUGAGAGCUGAUGUUUCUAGGCAUCCCUGAAAUGCCUCUCGGGGCUGCCCUCGGCCUAAUGGCCCAGCUUCAUUGCUCUGCUGCCCUGUUCUAGAGUCCGUAAUAAUACUGUCCAGUUUAGUUGGCAGGCCUGCUUCCAGAUAGAUGCCUCUUACCUAUUUCAAAACUCACAGGCCAUAGUGAGUUCUCAGAACUGCACAGUGUUAUAGCACAGGAGAAGCAUUGUGCCAUAGGCAGGAUUUAACAGCAAACUGCUUCAGAAUCAACAUUCGAGUAGAUGAAACUUCUUGGCAUUCUUUUUUUUUUUUUUUUUUGGGUAGGGAGGAGUAUGGGGGCAAGGGAGGCUAGGCAGGUAUGAUGGUAAUCCUAGCAUUUGAAAAGCUGAGAUAAAAGGAUUGCCCUAUGUCUAGGCAUGGUAGCACAUACCAUUAAUUCCAGCACCUGGGAGGCAGAGGCGGGAAGGUCUCUUGAGUUUGAGGCCAGCCUUAUCUACAAAGCAAGUUCUGGACAGCCAGGACUACAUAGAGAGAUCCUGUCUCAAACCCUACCCCCAUUAUUUAAAAAAAAAAAAAAAUUGGUUUGAGUUUGAGGCCAGCAUGAACUACAUAGACCUUAUAUCAAACAAAAAAUGUUUCAUUCCCAUUCUCUAUGGACUGUUUUUUCCUUCAGCUCUUAACUAGAAUUAAGACUGUAUUUUACAGCUUUGUGAUUCCUGGACUGAGUGUAUAUCAUUCAUUGGUUUUGUAAGGGGUUUGGGCUAUGCAAGAAUAAAUGAUAAAGCUGGCAUUGUAGCCCACUGACAAGCGUGAAAGACUUUGAAGUGUGGGGCAAAAGGAAAAGAUAUAAAAGUGUAUACGAUGAGAGUAAAGUAUGUACUGGCUGCAGUCUAGCCAGCAGGAUGGAUCUACAAUAAAUGUCUGGUCAUCUAGGGCGCACUGCCAACAAGAGAGCAGCCCAGAUGGGAGGAGGCUCUGGGUGGUGAAUAGCUAACUUGCUAUGUGUUUGACCAGACCUGUUGUCAGGUGGUGCUUUCCAGAUAACUCAAAUUUAAAUGAGACCUUUGUAUAAAGGACAGAUGACUUUCCUACCUCUGAGCCUUUUGGGGAAAUCCCAUAUGGACUGUUGACAGUUAUUUGAAACCUUAACUCUUGAAUUCCUGCCCUAUCCCUAAGGAGCUAGCUGUUGGCAUUCAGCCCAAAUUUCCUUGGCGUUUGAGUGUUGCUAGAAGUGAAAACCUUCCUAGUUAGGGGUUCCUCCCUUCCCAGAGCAAACAGAAGAGGAGGUUGGGAAUGGUGGUGAACAGCUCAGGAGAGGAGACAGAGACGGAAGGAUCACUGUAGCUGUAGAGUAGCGGAAGCCACCACCAGCAGCAGCAGAGUGUCCUCGCUGUGCCAUGGUGCUAAAUGUAGAAAAAGCCAGACAUUCUUUUUCUCAUUUCCAGUGUUUUCUGUAUAAAUAAAAUGAAUUAUGAAAAUUGUUUGAAAAUCAUGGAAGGUACUUUUUAAACCAAUAAACUAUUUUUUACAACACUG